Serendipita indica DSM 11827 is the source of this 2145-nucleotide messenger RNA. The record is from the annotation of a GenBank genome assembly. NCBI's taxonomy places the organism in Eukaryota, Fungi, Basidiomycota, Agaricomycetes, Sebacinales, Serendipitaceae.
AUGGCCAGUCGCAUCUUCGCCACCAACCACGACAGUCUUUGCUGGCCCAUGUCCUCGUAUCUCUUCCCCACUUCGUUUCCAAAAGUCCGUCAAGAAGGCUUUCAUACCCAGCAGAGCAGCUCGUCCUCGUCGUCGACUCCGGGCCCUCAGUCCGGCCCUCAGCGCACCCUCGCAGCCCAACCACAGGCUCAGCAGUCAUUUCCAGCGCCAAAUGCAUUUGAUCCGAAUGCCAUCUACACUACAGGCGCCCUCUUUGCUGCUCAUCCGACCACCGCUGACCCAUUUGCGCGGCGGUUCGAGCAGCAGCAGCAAUCACAGCAGCCCCACGCUGCCUCGCUCGACAUCCACGACGAGCUCUCGUUUCUCAACCCACCCACCUCUGCAACAUCAGAAUCAUUCCAGCACCCGCGCCCGCACGACAUUUUUGGUGUGAAUCAGCAGCACUACCCGUCCCUUUCGUUGCCUCCUUCGCGGGCCCUCUAUCCCCGGGACGACUUUAACUCGACCACCGCAGCCUCGUUGCAUAAUUCUUAUGGACGCUCAGAUUAUUUCCCGCCCAAUCAGCAACAGCAACACGCAGCCGCUAACAAUCAGAACGCCACCGGUACACCCAGCGACGGUACUCGACAUCCAAACGAUCUCACCCCACAGCAGCAGCAGCAACAGCAGCAACAGCAAUUUGGUCUCGUCGCUUCUGCGAUAGGCAACCCCAAUACGCCACUCGACAACUUUAACCCUGGUGGGGAGCAAGCCGCGACGACGGGAGUUACCCGAUCCCGCUCUCGCUCCAGAUCAAAGGUCUCUGCAUCCCGUUCACGCGUCAGCAAACGGCCCUCUAUCGCUGCUGCCCCUCCCCGUGAGGAAGGAGACGAAUCGCCCGACCAGGACGGUGUCGAAUCUGUACGCUCUCGUCCAUCCGCUAUCGUCAUUCCAGGUCACCCAGGUCAUCACCAGCACCACAACUCUCAGCACAGUUUCUCCAGCUAUCACACCGCAGGUGGCACGCAUCCGACCAGCCCCGCUACCUGGGGCUUUUCUCAUGGAGCCGAUGGUCAAUCAUACGCUCACUCCUUUGGUACACCUGGCACGCUCGGCCCUGGUCAAUCGCCAACGGCUCACAGCGGCAGUCCUCCGCCGUCUGCAAACCAAGACGCGGCCGCAAAGCUCGCACUGGCCAAUGAGAAGCGCCGAAAGCGUCGUGAAUCGCAUAAUGCCGUUGAGCGACGCAGACGGGAUAACAUAAACGAAAAAAUUCAAGAACUAGCCAUGCUGCUGCCGGAAGAAUGGCUCGACCAGGCGACUGUUGGUGGGAAUUCGGGUGCCAAGGGUGGAGCAAACGGCAACGGAUUCGGCGGGCCUAGCAUCGCUGGCAUACUCUCCGGCACGGUUAGUGGGGCGGCAUUGGGUGGGGACGAGGACACAAAGGAGAUCAAGGCCAACAAGGGCGUCAUUCUUCGAAACAGUGUCGAGUACAUCAAGAACCUGGUCCAGCUCGUUCAGGUACAGCGAACGCGAAAUCAGCAGCUCGAGUCGGAGCUCGCCCAAUAUCGCAAUCGAUUCGGAAAUAUGAUGGGCGUAUCGAAUGGUGGGAAUAUGGCGCUCGGCGGGUCAGGUAUGAGCCCGCCGGCCAACGGAAACGUCCUUCAAGCUGGUGGUGCAAACAUGAACACGCAAGAAGACGACGCAAACGGCAUGGUAGGCUUCCUGAGCUCACCAGACGCGUUUGCGAUGAAGAAUAUAUUUGCCAAUGCGGGGAUUGGACCGCUGGAGACGCUCGGGACGGGAGGGGCAGGCGCCGGAAUGAUGCAAAUCACUGGCAUGGAGGGCAUCGAGACAUCUCCGGGAGCCGCGUCUACGCUCGGGAGUGGAAUGCACAUGAACUAUGUCAACUUUGGUGGGGCGAGCACCGGUCUGAGUGCCGGUGCGUCACCGAAUGCGCAAAGUCAAGGCGGACAAGGUCCAAAUAAUACUAGUGGUGGUGGUGGUAAUGGUGGAUUGCCGGCCAUGUUGAUAGACGCGACGAGCCCGUCGACCGGGUCCGGAGAGAAUGAUGAGCAGGAAGAUGAUGAUCGGCCGAGAGGCAGGGCGACGACGCGCUUCCCUGCAGGAGUGGGCAAGCACGAAGAGGACAUGCCGACGCUAUAG